AACAUAUGAAGAAAUUUCAAACUGAAAAGACGAUACUCACCUUGGAUGAUCUGGACGCUGCUGAAGCAGAAAUAAUACAGUUCAGUCAAAGACAGCACUUUGAGGAAGAAAUCAAGGUCCUGAGGAAUGGAAGCCAACUCAGUCGCAACAGUGUGCUGUAUAAACUUGACCCGACUCUUCAAGAUGACACCUUGAAAGUAGGUGGAAGACUUAACAAGUCUGCUAUGCCAGAAAGUACCAAACACCCAGUGAUUCUUUCUAAACAUAGCAAAGUUGCRACUUUGAUCUUGAGGGACGUACAUCAAAGAACAGGCCACUGUGGACGCAYUUAUGUGUUGGCACAAGUAAGACAGAAAUAUUGGAUUCCACAAGCCAAUUCUGCGAUCAGGAAGAUCAUCGGUCAAUGCACGGUGUGCCGUCGGAUGAAUGGCAAGGUUGGUGAGCAAAAGAUGGCAAGCUUACCUAAAGAUCGCCURCUCCCAGACCAACCUCCUUUCACGAARACUGGUGUUGAUUACUUCGGCCCGUUUGAGGUUAAACGGGGCCGGGGUACUGUUAAGAGAUAUGGGGUAAUGUUCACGUGCCUUACUCUCCGAGCUGUGCACAUUGAAGUUGCCGACAGCCUUGACACAGACUCCUGCAUAAACGCCAUUCGCCGUUUUGUAUGUAGGAGAGGUCAAGUCACCACCAUGAGGUCAGACAAUGGCACAAAUUUUGUGGVGGCUGAACGAGAGCUAAGGAAAGCCAUUCAACAGUUGGAUAAUGAAAGAAUUGAGAGAGUCCUGCAACCAAAGGGGAUAAAGUGGAUAUUCAACAGCCCAGCUGCCUCUCAUCAYGGUGGGGUUUGGGAAAGGCAAAUURGRACUGCACGAAGAAUCCUCAAUUCCCUGCUGAAAGAUCAGUCAGUGAACGAUGACGGUCUACAUACAGUAAUGUGUGAAGUCGAGAGCAUAAUUAACGGCAGGCCGCUCACAAGCGUUUCAGAUGAUGUCAAUGACAUAGAGCCUUUAACCCCAAACCAUUUGCUGCUUCUGAAGGCUCAACCAACUCUGCCUCCAGGUGUCUUCAGCGAAGAUGAUGUCUACACCAGAAGAAGGUGGAAACAAGUCCAGUAUCUCGCGGACUUAUUCUGGGCUCGUUGGACACGCGAGUAUCUUCCACUUCUGCAGGAGCGACAGAAGUGGCUGAAGCCUAGAAGAAACUUCAUGGCAGGCGAUGUGGUGCUCUUG
Austrofundulus limnaeus is the source of this 1229-nucleotide messenger RNA. RefSeq lists its product as uncharacterized. The transcript has a single exon. The annotation marks the transcript as partial. Gene Ontology annotation, biological process: DNA integration. Gene Ontology annotation, molecular function: nucleic acid binding. The record is from RefSeq and is a predicted model, not a curated record. NCBI's taxonomy places the organism in Eukaryota, Metazoa, Chordata, Actinopteri, Cyprinodontiformes, Rivulidae.